UCCAACACCAUCAUAUCUUAGCAAGAAGAAGAGAAAGAAAGAAAAAAUGAGGAGGAGCUCUAAUGUUUGCAUUGCGUUUCUUCUACUCAUCUGGCUGGUAGCAGGUGCAACAGCACAGAGCGCUUCCAACGUGCGAGCGACAUACCACUACUACAACCCCCAGCAGAACAACUGGAACUUGAACGCAGUGAGCGCUUUCUGUUCCACAUGGGACGCUAACAAGCCCCUCUCAUGGCGUAGCAAGUAUGGAUGGACUGCCUUCUGUGGCCCCGUCGGACCCACCGGCCAGGCCGCCUGUGGCAGGUGCUUGCGGGUCACAAACACAAGAACCGGCGCUCAAGCAACAGUGAGGAUAGUUGAUCAGUGCUCCAACGGUGGUCUGGAUUUGGACUGGGGUGUCUUCCAACAGAUCGACACUGACGGCAAUGGCUAUAACCAGGGCCAUCUCAUUGUGAACUACCAGUUCGUCAACUGUGGCGAUUAAAGAGCGUCAUUCCUCAUCGCCCUCCUUCUGCUGUGAUCUAGCUAGUUCAAGUGCCAGAUUAAUUUUCUAGUUAUAAAUAAUUAGAGUACUGAAGUAGACUAUAUAUACCCAAAUAAAUAACAAGGAGAUAAGAGCCUCCCUAUGCUAAUGGAGUUUUGUGUCAUCAAAUAAGGAAGGAGAUAAAUCUUCCCUAAUAAAUGAAUAAAGAUGCACCCAAAUCUUCCUUUUUUUAAGAAUUGCACAUUAGUAGACCA
Nelumbo nucifera (sacred lotus) is the source of this 738-nucleotide messenger RNA. RefSeq names its product pathogenesis-related protein PR-4-like. The record is from RefSeq and is a predicted model, not a curated record. NCBI's taxonomy places the organism in Eukaryota, Viridiplantae, Streptophyta, Magnoliopsida, Proteales, Nelumbonaceae. Gene Ontology annotation, molecular function: RNA nuclease activity. Gene Ontology annotation, biological process: defense response to fungus; defense response to bacterium.